Molecule: messenger RNA, 2462 nt
Organism: Andrographis paniculata
Lineage: Eukaryota; Viridiplantae; Streptophyta; Magnoliopsida; Lamiales; Acanthaceae
Exons: 4
Coding region: 88-711 (207 amino acids)
Source: RefSeq, a predicted model, not a curated record
CAACUUCUUCUUCCACAAAUUGACAACUGCUCUCAGUCUGCAAAUUCUUCAUCAAAGCAAAACCGUCCGUCGAAACGAAUUGCGAAAAUGGCGAAACCUUCUGUGACCAUGAAGCUCUUGAUCGAUUUGCAAGCGAAGAGAGUGCUAUUCGCGGAAGCCAACAACGAUUGCGUGGAUUUUCUCUUCCACUUACUGUCUUUGCCUGUCGCCACUGUUAUCACUUUGCUGAAGGAGGAGACGGGAAUGGAAGGCCCCAUGGUCAAUCUAUACGACAGCAUAGCCAAACUCAACGACUCCUAUCUGCAGCCGAACCGCAGCAAGUGCGCGCUGUUGAAACCAGUGGUUUCCUUGCCCUAUCAAGUGCCUGUUCCACUUCUGCAACACAACGCUGCUGAAUCAGAAAGUGAUGGCGAGAAGCGAGCAGAGGGGUUUGUGAAGGAUGUGGUGACUUAUAUGGUGCUGGACAAUUUGGUGGUUGAACCUAUGUCGACUAUCUCCUGCCUUACUCUGCUCAGCAGGUUUAAAGUGAAGGAUGUCGCCGCCUUGGAGGAGAAGGUUGUUCAACUCGACUUCCACAAGGCUGUUAGAGUGCUGAGGGCUGCUCUGCAGUCGGAGAUGGUGCUUACAGAGGUGUACUUGAAGGAGGAUAAGAGCCCUAAGAAUGGUGGUGAUAAAAACGAGGAAGAUGACUUCUGUUCCUGCGAGAAGUAGAUCAUUGAAGAUAUUCAUUGAUCUAUGAAUACAAUCCUACUGUCUACUACCCUCACGCACGGUAUUCCAUUCCACUCAACUCAAGUCAUUUUUCUUGGUCAAUAAUGUGAAUUUGAGAUGGCUCGUGAUGAUGAUGAUGGACAAUCUGAUCUAGGCUCCUCCUAUGCCUUAAUUCCAUAGAUCUUCUAUUAAUCUGCAAUUUGAGAAUAUACAUAUGAUGAUGAUCCAAUUUAAAGCCAAGCUGAUAAUGAUAAUGAACUGUAUGUUGUUGAGGAUUCCAAACAAAAUUAAAAACCGAUAGUCUGAAUUAUACCACAUGUAAAUGCUGUCGUGACUGCAUUAUGAAACUGAGAAAACAGUAGAAUCAAUUUAAUGCAGUGUUGAGAAUUUAAUUUGUAGUGUUGAUAUGUUUAGUUUGUAAUAUUAAAAAAACUCUCGGCGGAACCUAAUAACGUGUGAUGUCUUGUUUUUAUAUAAUGGGUUAUAUUUGUAGUAUGUUAACAUAACUCAUACGUUGUUUAUCUUUCUAUCAUAGUGUUUGUUCUUACUGUUACUUGUUAUUAGUAGUGCAUUGAAUUCUGUAUAUAUAUCAACACAAAGUAUGAUUGUAUGAACAUAUAGAGAGAUCAUUAUAUUAUGAUAGGACACCUUUAUUAAUUAAGAAGAUAUGCAGCAACUGAUAGAGUAUAUAAUGUUGUGGUAUAUGAUGAAGAAGAAGAAAUGAAGAGCCACAAAAUAUUGAUAUUGAUAUUGAUGUAGAUAUAAUAAUAACGUAAAGUGUGUUUAAACAUGGAAGAAGUGACAUGCUAGUGAGUGAAUGAGGGACUGUUUCUAUUCCAUUCUCUCUGUCUCUCUAUGUGUAUAUAUAAGGAGGGAAUGGAGCCUGGAAGAUCUAGAGAGUGGAGUGAGUGAGUAUAUAUAUAUAUAUAUGUAUGAUGGCGGAAUUGAAAAGUGUGAGUAUGAAGCUGCUGAUCGACCGGGAAUCAAAGAGGGUUCUGUUCGCGGAGGCUGGGAAGGAGUGUGUGGACUUCCUGGUGUACCUUUUGUCGUUGCCGGUGGCCAACAUGGUGGCUCUGCUCAACGACAAUAAUCUUGGAAUGGUGGGCAGUCUGGGGAUACUCUAUGACAGCAUCAACAAUCUGAACGACACGUACCUGCAGAACGGCGCCCAUACUAAGAAGUCCAUCCUGAGGCCCCCGCUGCCAGGCGGGGGCGGGACCUGUCCGAUGCUGCUGCAGUCCGCCGCCGCCCCUGCUAGAGGUCGUUAUACAGAUACUAGUAGUGAUAUGCAUUAUUUUGAUAGUGAUGGUGGUUAUAGUUGUGAAGAGAGAGGCGGGUUUGUGAAGGGGGUGAUGACUUACACGGUGAUGGACAAUCUUGAAAUUAAACCCAUGUCAUCAAUCUCCUGCAUCACUUCCAUCACCGGCCUUAAGAUCAAAGAUAUGAGCUUGCUCGAGGAAAUGAUCGUCUAUUUGGGCAUCAAGGAGGGCCUUAGCCUGCUUAAGGCUUCAUUCAAGUCUAAACAGGUUCUCACAGAUGUCUUUGUCCAGGGGGGGAAAUGAUCAAUUGAAGUAUCAUUAUUAUUAUUAUAUGUGAAGAUGGAAGAAGGGUUCUGCUGCAUGCAUGAUGGCUGGUUGCUAUUUUGAUUCUGUUUUUAUGAUAAUGGAACUUAUAAUAAUAAUAAUAAUAAUAAUAAUAAAUAGAUAAAUAAUGGAGAAACUGAGAUUGAUAUAUAUGGUUGGGUUUCCCAA